AUGUGCGAUACCGUGCUCAAGAACGGCGACAUAGUCGUCGCAGCAGCCCGCCGUACCCACAUGCUCGACGACCUCGUAGCCCAGUACUCAACCGCCCGCGUCCUUGUUGUUAAAACAGACGUCGUCCAGCCUCAAAGCGUCUCCCAGACGUUCGCCCGAGCGAAGGACGCGUUCGGCCGCAUCGACGUCGUCUUCAACAACGCCGGGUACACGCACCUGGGAGAGGUUGAGAGCGUUCAAGACGUCGAUGCGCGCGCGUUGUUCGAUACGAAUUUCUGGGGCGCGGUCAGUGUCACCCGCGAAGCUGUCAAGUUCUUUCGCGAGUCCGACCCCCCUGGCGCUGGCGGCCGUCUCCUACAGAUGACGUCCAUGUAUGGGAUUGCGGGCGUGCCCUGCUCGGCUUUCUAUUCCGCUUCGAAGCACGGUAAGCAGCAUAAUAUCAGUAUCGCGGGAGGCACGUCUGAUGCUGAAUGGACGACACUAUCAAAGCUCUGGAAGGAUUUACGAAGAGUAUCGUCCAAGAGCUCGACCCGGCUUGGAACAUCAAGGCGAGGUCGUCUCUCAUCUGACGUGACGCACGGCGCUCAAAGUGGGCUCGCUCAGAUCACGCUGCUGGAGCCGGGCGUCUUUCAGACCGAGCUUACGUCCAAUUCGUUGAAGUGGACGCCACCGCACCCCGCAUAUCUCACAUCUCCGCUAACGAGCGCCACGCGGGAGGGCUGGGACGGGCGAGUCUACCCGGGGAACACGACAAAGGCCGUGGAUGCAUUCUAUCGAGUAACGGCGCUCCCGGAACCGCCGCUGCAUUUCAUCCUGGGGACGGACGCCAUCCCAUUGAUCAAGAAUGAGUUGGCUGAGCUUGGGAACGACCUGGCGCGCUACGAGUCAUGGUCGGACGAUGUUGUGCUCACGCCUGGAGAGGGCUCUGCGCCUGAAACUAUCUGA
Trametes versicolor FP-101664 SS1 is the source of this 945-nucleotide messenger RNA. Its product is annotated as NAD-P-binding protein. The transcript has a single exon. The coding region runs from base 1 to 945 and encodes 314 amino acids. The record is from RefSeq and is a predicted model, not a curated record. NCBI's taxonomy places the organism in Eukaryota, Fungi, Basidiomycota, Agaricomycetes, Polyporales, Polyporaceae.